This is a messenger RNA of Henningerozyma blattae CBS 6284, 1407 nucleotides long. It is a transcript of the gene LSB3, whose product is annotated as Lsb3p. Bases 1 to 1407 code for a protein of 468 amino acids. NCBI's taxonomy places the organism in Eukaryota, Fungi, Ascomycota, Saccharomycetes, Saccharomycetales, Saccharomycetaceae. Gene Ontology annotation, cellular component: actin cortical patch. Gene Ontology annotation, biological process: actin cortical patch localization; actin filament bundle assembly. The transcript has a single exon. Gene Ontology annotation, molecular function: phosphatidylinositol binding; actin filament binding. The record is from RefSeq and is a predicted model, not a curated record.
AUGGGUCUUAAUAACCCUAUUCCACGAGGUUUAAAGGCUGAAUCUAAAAAGGCUGCAAAGAUAUUAACUUCGUUUAUUAAGCCAAAUCAAGUGUUUGGAGCUGAUCAAGUUAUUCCUCCAGAUGUGUUGAAGAGGGCCCAAGGGUUAGCUAUUAUUACUGUAUUUAAAGCUGGGUUUUUAUUUUCUGGUAGAGGUGGCUCUGGUGUAUUAGUCGCCCGUUUACCUAAUGGACAUUGGUCUGCUCCUUCUGCAAUUGCAAUGGGCGGCGCUGGUGCUGGUGGUAUGGCAGGGUUAGAGUUAACAGAUUUUGUUUUUAUAUUAAACACAAAGGAUGCAGUUAAAUCAUUUUCAGAGUUUGGUACAAUUACGCUUGGAGGAAAUGUUUCUGUUUCAGCUGGUCCCUUAGGUAGAAAUGCGGAGGCUGCUGCAUCUGCAUCUUCAGGUGGUUUCGCAUCAGUAUUCUCUUAUUCUAAAAGUAAAGGUCUUUAUGCGGGUGUUUCUUUAGAAGGAUCUGCUAUCAUUGAAAGGAGAGAUGCUAAUAGGAAAUAUUAUGGUGAUCGCUGUACUUCCAAAGAUAUCUUAUCAGGUAGAAUUAAACCACCUGCUAUUGCGGAUCCGUUAUUACAUGUAUUAGAAUCAAGAGCUUUUAAUUAUAGAGCACCAGGAGAAACUAGAGCAGGGGAUGAUUACGAUAUUGACGAUUUUAACUUUAGUGACGAUGUUGAAGAAGAUGAUUAUAAUUAUAGUAGAGAUAAUUCCAACAAUUCCAGAAGAUCAAAUACACCUAUGGGAGCACAUAAUGCUCGUGCUGGCAGAGGUUAUUAUGACGAUGCAGAUGAUGAUUGUUUUAACGAUGCUGGAUCCAAUACCACAUAUAAUAGUGGUGACAAUACAUCAAUAAACUACAAAAAAGAUAAUAGAAAUCCAAGAUUAUAUAAUGCAAGAAAUAACUCUAGCCGUUCAACCUAUAAUGAUGAAUUUUACAGUUCAGAUGACGAAGAAAAUUACUAUAGAUCAAAUAACUCAAGAUCACAAUAUGGCCGUGGCUCAACUCAACGAGAAAAUAGUAAUAACAACAGGUCAUAUACUCAAAACAAUAACAGCUCUCGUUGGAAUAAUAAUUCACAAAAUCAGCAAGAGGAUGAUUCUGUAAGAAAUUUAUCUGACAGGUUGACAAAUUCAAAAUUAUCUAACACAAGUACACUUUCUCAGAGACAAACUAAUAAUAACUUACCCAAGGCUGUGGCAUUAUAUACUUUUGAUGGUGAAGAAAGAGGAGAUUUAUCUUUUAGAAAAGGUGAUAUUAUUGUAAUCAUCAAGAAAUCAGAAUCUCAAGAUGAUUGGUGGAGUGGCAGAUGCAAUGGAGAAGAAGGAAUCUUUCCCGCAAAUUAUGUCGAAUUAGUUUAA